Messenger RNA from Xenopus laevis (African clawed frog), 3057 nucleotides. RefSeq names its product regulator of G-protein signaling 8 S homeolog (gene rgs8.S). The transcript is spliced from 5 exons. The coding region runs from base 427 to 1077 and encodes 216 amino acids. Gene Ontology annotation, cellular component: nucleus; plasma membrane; dendrite. Lineage: Eukaryota; Metazoa; Chordata; Amphibia; Anura; Pipidae. The record is from RefSeq and is a predicted model, not a curated record.
UGUAGAAAAAGCUGCAGAUAUUUCUCCCUGUUACACUGUUAUCUCUUGAUGCCAGAACAGCAAUGGAUAAUAACUGAUCUUUAAACCUAAUCCUAAACCUAUAGUCCAUCACUCACUGCAGAGGCUCCCGAAUGCCUCUAUAAAUAGGUACAAGAGGCGGAGAGGUUAUGAUGCCUGAAACAGACAUCAUGUGACAAUGAGUGUUUUGGUACCCAUGCAGCAAGGAUAUUUCUGAGCAUCAGACAAUUGCAAGGGAUGCCAGGGGUUAUAAUGGUGAAUCCAAAUAGCAUUCCACACAUCAUUUAUAUGGACUGAGGAUCUAUCUGGGGGGGAUUAACAGGGCUGAGAUUGAGCUGUCACACAAACCAGGACAGAAGGCUUGGGGGGAUUAAUUGUUAGGCAGGGGGUCUAGCCUUUUAGAACAAUAUGCAUCAAAGCACCAAAUUCCGCUCUCUCAGCCUCAGCUGCCCAACACGUUCAGCCAGCGAGAUGGAUGCAGCACUGGGGGGUCACGGAACAGGAAAACCAGCCAGACCAUGUGGGUCUAAUCUGGGUAGGAGCAGAGGAAUUCGGACUCAUCUGAGCUGCCUCUCGCAGAAGUCUGAUUCUUUCAGUGACUUCUCAUCUUUACAAUAUGACAGUAAACACAGCCAGGCACUGAAACGAUUAACUCCCGAUGAAGCAAGAAGAUGGGCACGUUCUUUUGACCUUCUUCUGUCUCAUAAAUAUGGCCGCACAGUGUUUCGCGCCUUCCUCCAGACAGAAUUUAGUGAGGAGAACCUUGAAUUUUGGAUGGCUUGUGAAGAGUACAGAAAAACCCGUUCACUCAAUAAGCUUUCAGCGAAAGCUCAUCACAUAUUCCAGGAGUUUAUUGAUGUACAGGCUCCAAGAGAAGUGAAUCUUGAUUACCCAAGUCGUGAACUGAUAAAGCGCAACCUGCUGCACCCUACUUUGUCUUGUUUUGACCUUGCACAGCUGAGAAUACACAGCCUAAUGGAGAGAGAUUCUUACCCAAGGUUUCUUCGUUCAAAAAUGUACAAUGAGCUUCUCAGCCACACUCAGAAGAGCCCAUGCUAGUGCCAAGCUAGAAAUAAGAGUGAAGAAGUGGCUACAGGGACAUUGUGACCUGCUGCCUUUCUCAAAAGAACUGACUUGCACUUUAAUGAGUGGACAAAGACUGACUAAAUAUCACUGUCUAUGUGUUGCAAACCAUUUUCUGGCUUAUGCUUGUUUACCUAUACCUCCUCAAGACCUGCUAUAAAAAAAUAACUGAACGCAAAGAAAAGUAUCUGAUCAAUGCAAAUGCGUCAAGACUGUUAGGGCUUCUUAAUAUCUUCCUCUGUAUUUUCACCUAUUGUCUGCAGAUAUGUCACUAAGGAACCUUAGUUUACGGUUGGUAAGCACAUUAUAUAUAUAUAUAUAUAUAUAUACUUACAGAUUGGCAGUAAUGAGAACCUAACAAAGGUACUGACCAUGAGAAUUCAAAAGGAGGAGUUCACAGAUGCUUAUACAACAAUGGAUUGUAUCACGUGCAUUAUCAUGAUAGGGACUUUAUAGUCCUCAAACCAGUGCCACUAUUGUGGGCAACUUUGAUGUCACUGCUGGGACAAGGUACACGAGUCUCUAUUUCAGCUCCUCACUUGUGCUUCAUGCAUAGGCAUACAGCUGCAUCUUGUUGCUAAACUAACUCCCUGUAUCCUGCAAAUGCUACCUUUGGUUGCAAUAUGUGCUGGAUGACUGUGUUGUGUUGGGUAUACUUAAAAGGGUAGUUCACCUUUAAAUUUACUUUUAGCAUGAUGCACACAGUGCUAUUCUGAGGCAGUUUUUUGUGGUGCUUGAAUUAUUUAGUUUAUUAUUUAGCAGAUUUAGAGUUGGGAAUUUAAGCAUCUAUUUGUUUGGUAGAUUUUAAUAUACCCUAGCCACCAGGCAGGUGUUUAAAUGACCUACUAAAAAAUGAAUAGAAGAGGCCCUGAACAGGCAGAUAAGUCAUAAAAAUAAGCAAUAACCAUAAAACUGCAGCCUUAUAGGCCAGUGACCCCCAGCAAAAAAGAUAGCAUUUUAAAAUGCAAGCUAGAGGGAGAAGAGGAAUGCAAUAACUCAAAAACUGCAUAAAACAAAGAACUACUGAAACAUUGAUAAAUCUAGCACCUACUAUUACAUACUAAAAUUAACUUAAAAGUGAACUACUCUCAGUACAGCUGUAUCUACAUUAAAUACAUAUCCAAUGAGCAAUAAGAGGGGCUAAGUUUGCUCACGAGCAGUAACACAUAUCAACCAAUGAGAUAUUUGCUUUUAAUCCUACCGGGUGCAAGUAAUCUAAAUGCAGUUACUAUACCUAUUACCGUCACAAUGUAUUCAUUUUAAUAGGAUACCCAGCUCCUUCUACUAGCAGUCGGUGCAUGGAGAUCCUUGGUACAUCACAUAUAUCUGAGCUGGGGUGGUAUUGACAUUUAGAUCAAUUGCACAAGUAGAAGUGAUUAAAAGGCUAAGUGUGCCACUGUCCUCAGGCUUAUGGCACAUGGGACUGUUCCUGGUGGUUUGUCUUAGAACAUUUUCACCUGGAAUGGACUCAAAGAAAAGUGUGAAAUUAUCAGUGUGCCUAAAGCACAUGUUUGUGGUAAUAAUCACCUGAAUGUGACAUAGCCACAGACUUUAUCAGAGACAAUCUCAAGCAUUUCUGUGAGUUUUUUUCCCUGGCAUGUGCCAUAACCCUUGUUAUUGUUAAUGUCAUAUUCAAUAAAUGUACACAAAUCAGUUCUGUAUUAUGUGGACACUCUGUAAUAAUUUGUGAUUAUAAUAGUGUUCCCCACACACUGAACGUGAAAACAUUGACAGGUGAGAACCAUAAGCUGUGGAACCCAGCUUCAUCGUAACUCAUUAUCAGACAGAAUCAAGACUCCACAUUGGUAAAAUGGAACAAAACUAUGGAAAAAACUAUCAUACUCUUUGAAUAUAAUGUAAUCCACAAAAAGUUAAUGGUAUACUUGCUUGUAAAUGCACUGCCCCUGAUCAUGUUCUUUGAUGAAAUAAUACUCGGCAUUGGCAACAUGAAAUAAA